UCUCACCAUGUUUAUUUGGCUGCCUGCUGUAGUAACUACCAAUAACUUUAUACGCAGUCAUGGUGGUGAAGAUUGUCAGUUCUAUCCUGACAGCCUUCAGGCGCUCCCUCAAUUAUCAGACCAUCAAUCCGUUUAUCACGGACUUGGGUAUGCAAGGCGACCAGUGUAAUGCUUAUAUGAUCAAUAUAUUCACCAUCAGUGGGACCGCUUGGAGAGUGAUAAUCGUAUUCAUUUAUGGGUAUGGAAAAAUGACAUGCGAUACUCAGAGUGACACUAUGGUUCUACUCAACUUGCACAUGGAAACCACUCAGAGUGCCUAUCAAGUCGGAGUUUGUAUAUAGCACUUGUAUGUUGAGCUCUCGAUUACAUCAGUAUCGAUCAAAGAGCUAGUAAAAUAUUAUCAAGAAGAAGUAGCCACAAUAUACUUUUGAGGAAUGCUAGAGCACCUGUCACUCGAUAGAUCUGCCUCAUGGAAUGUUCUCAACAGUGUAUGGUUUUGUCUUCCUGCAUCUACGUACUGCAAGUAGAUCGGUG
Messenger RNA from Aspergillus costaricaensis CBS 115574, 534 nucleotides. RefSeq lists its product as uncharacterized. The record is from RefSeq and is a predicted model, not a curated record. Lineage: Eukaryota; Fungi; Ascomycota; Eurotiomycetes; Eurotiales; Aspergillaceae. The transcript has 2 exons. The coding region runs from base 60 to 341 and encodes 93 amino acids.